This is a messenger RNA of Pan troglodytes (chimpanzee), 1260 nucleotides long. RefSeq names its product sodium/hydrogen exchanger 9B1. Gene Ontology annotation, molecular function: antiporter activity. The record is from RefSeq and is a predicted model, not a curated record. Lineage: Eukaryota; Metazoa; Chordata; Mammalia; Primates; Hominidae. Gene Ontology annotation, biological process: proton transmembrane transport. Gene Ontology annotation, cellular component: membrane.
AUGUCAUCUACCAGGACCAGAGUCUCAUUAGAGACUCAGUACUCAGGAUUUUAUGGAGGUUACUCUCCUUCACAUGUACCAGAAUUCCAGACUCCCAGAGGAAAAGCAGCUGUUCAGAGAGUUACACUGUUUGUGAUAUGGUGUAUGACCUGGUCAAUCUUAGGCUCUGAAGCUCUCCCUGGUGAAAAUUUAUUUGGAUUGUUAAUUAUUUUUUAUAGUGUCAUUAGUGGGGGAAAUUUACAACUCAUUAGAAUACCUUUGGUGCCUCCACUUCCACCUCUUCUUAGGAUGUUACUGGCUGGUUUUACAAUUAGGAAUGUUCCAUUCAUCAAUGAACAUGUCCAUGUUCCUAACGCAUGGUCUUCAAUUUUAAGAAGCAUUGCCCUUAACAUUAUUCUAAUACGAGCUGGGCUUGGGCUCGAUCCACAGGCUUUGAGGCAUUUGAAGGUGGUUUGUUUCAGAUUGGCUGUAGGUCCAUGCCUUAUGGAGGCAAGUGCAGCUGCUGUUUUUUCCCAAUUCAUUAUGAAAUUUCCCUGGCAAUGGGCAAUUCUAUUAGGUUUUGUUCUAGGUGCUGUCUCUCCUGCUGUUGUUGUCCUUUACACGAUGGUGUUGCAAGAAAAUGGAUAUGGUGUUGAGGAAGACAUUCCAACCUUACUAAUGGCUGCUAGCAGUAUGGAUGACAUUCUGGCUAUCACUGGAUUCAAUACAUGCUUGAGCAUAGUCUUCUCCUCGGGUGGUAUGCUUAAUAACGCCAUAGCCUCUAUAAGGAACGUAUGUAUUAGUCUGCUGGCAGGAAUUGUUUUGGGAUUUUUUGUUCGAUAUUUUCCAAGUGAAGACCAGAAAAAACUUACAUUGAAGAGAGGAUUCCUUGUUUUGACUACGUGUGUUUCUGCUGUCUUAGGCAGCCAACGUAUUGGUGUACAUGGAUCUGGAGGAUUAUGCACACUAGUGUUUAGUUUCAUUGCAGGGACAAAAUGGUCCCAAGAAAAGAUGAAAGUCCAAAAGAUUAUUACAAAUGUAUGGGAUAUUUUUCAACCACUUCUUUUUGGUUUAGUUGGAGCAGAAGUAUCUGUUUCAUUGCUUGAAUCAAAUAUUGUUGGCAUAUCUGUUGCCACUCUGAGUUUGGCAUUAUGUGUUCAAAUUUUAACCACAUAUCUAUUGAUGUGCUUUGCUGGUUUUAGUUUUAAGGAGAAAAUAUUUAUUGCUUUAGCAUGGAUGCCCAAAGCUACAGUACAGUUUCGAGUUACUGAUAAAAAUUAG